CGCAAACAAAAUUAUGUCAAAAAUAUUUCUAAAUUUCGUGUAAAAACAAAAACAUUCACACAUUCAAUACUGCGCUAUAUUCCAUGUAAAUUAUUAGUUUAAUCAAUUACAUAAAUCAUAACGUAAUGGCUGAAAAGUGCGAUCCGAAUCUCUGCGAUAAUGCUAGUUCACCCACAGAAGAUGAAAAGCCUUCCGGUAACUGGUGGGAUUCGUGGAUAUCAUCUGCCAAGACAAAGUCAGCGGAAGUGUAUACAAUGGUCAAGAAGGACUUGGACGAGAUUGGUACAGCAGUGAAAAGCGAAGCCAGCCAUGUGUUCAGCUCCACUUCCAAUGUUAUUGGCAAAACAUUUAAGUUGGAUGUCCCCGAAUCACCAGCUAAUGUUAUGAAGAAAAGCUUCAGUAGUUUUAUUGGUCAAGUCAGUACAGUUCUGAACCCCGAGCCAGAUGACGAAGAUGACACGGAAGUGAUUCUUUCGUCUGGUGAUACUACAAUGCUGUCCACAUACAAGAAAGAACUCGAAGCCCUCCAGCGUGUUGAUGCAACCUACAUAGUGCCAGCCUACAGUCCUGAGUUCGAAGCCUGGCGCUCCAGCCUAGAAAACUCCGAGACCAUUAUAACACCGUCGUCAGCGAUCAGACGCUUGGACUCCAGCCCAUUGCUGAAGGCACAGUAUGACAAACUUGUCCCCGAUGCCGUUUCGCAUGAGGAGUUCUGGGAAAGGUACCUGUUCCGCGUGGCGUUACUGCAGGACCGCCUGGCGGCUGCCUCCCGCAAACAGCCGAUUGAGGAACCCACCGCAGAUCCCGUGCUAGCUCAUCUACCGCUACAGACACCGAUAGAACAAAGUCCUAAAAAAGUACUUUCCGGUAUAAAUACAGAAGCAAAUGAAAAAGACAUAGACAAUGUCGUCGCUUGGGAUGAUGAAGAUUUCGCAAAUGACGUAGAACUAACAGAAGAACAGCAGACUCUACUUCUCGAAGAGUAUGAGAGAGAAAUAGCCUCGAAGAAAAUAAACAAAACGUCGUCACGCGAUAUCACGAACAAUAACAAAGAACCCAGAGACAAACUGAACAACGAGACGGAUAAAAAACAAAAAAAUAAAAUUAAAAGUCCCAUAAAGAAAACAGAUGAAUGUGGUAACAAUUUGGUAGAAGAUUACUUCGGUGAGAAGGACCAGGUUAAGGACGACGCGAGUGCAAAUUCAGAUGAGAGCUGGGAGAAGGAGUUUGAAAUUGAAGAACCGGUGCAGCAGAAAGCCUGAUUGUUAGCGUAUAUGUCGUCUAUAUAUACACUGAAAUAGCAAUGGAAUGUAGAACGAUUACAACAUAUAAUAUAUACAUGUCCCUUCCACAAUGAAAGGGAAUAAAAGAGACGACAAAAGGGAGUUACUACAUCUAAUAAAUUAAGUAUUCAAUGUGCCUGAUCAUAAUACAUUGAUUAGAAGCUCAAAAUAUACUUUUUUAUGAAAUCAAAUGGUAAUCCUAUGCACAAGUAUACACACUGGCAACACUGAGGAUAUAUAUAUAAAUAAUGCCUUAUUCAGCCUGCCCUUAUUGUUUACACGGCCCUAUUAUUACAUAAUAGUAUAUAAAUGCUAGUACGAUAUUCUAUAUAAUCACAUGUACGAUAAACAUAGGGCUAUAUAUACAUAUAAAGUAAAUAAUAAAUUGUAGAAAUAGUGUAUAAGAGACUAGAAAGUGACAUUUGAAUCAUAAAUUGACGUUUGGGAAGUGAAAAUAUAUGGCACUGGAAUAGUUUGGAAUGAUCCAUUAAAAUAAUAAAUAGAUGUUGAUGAAACUCUGCAUCGGGGACGUGUAAUUUAAAAUUAGGUAAAUGUUGAACAUGCUCACAAAUACAAUAAUAUUAAAUACAAUAUAAGCGAAUAGUCGGCAUCGAAAUGAAACGAAUCAUACGCAUAUUAGGCAAAUACAUUAGGUGACAGAUAAAAAAAUAUAUUGUAAUUUAUUUUAAUAUAGAUCACAUGGCUCUAUUUUAUUAUGCCUUAGUUCGAAAAUUCAGUGACUGUCAAAUUAUGUUUUUUCCAAAUCUGUCUUAUGCCAAUCAAACGUAUGUCAAAUAAAAUAGUGUUGAUUCAAACUGCAAUUGAGAUUAAAUAUCGGUUGAAAGAUUGAGAUAUUUUGAUAAGAAUUUCGAUAAACACAACUCACAACUAAUACUUGUCAAACUGGCGUCUAAAUUGUUAGACGAACUGACAAUUUGCAAUUUGUUUCAUAAAUUUGAUUUUAAAUAUAUUUUAUUAAUAAUGUUUUGUAUUAUGCUUACGAAAUUUUAUUUUGUUUUACAUUUAUUUUUAUUUAAUAUCAAAUCCCUUGCGUCUAGUUUUCGAAAAGCUAAACGACGUAACUAAAUACUGAACGAUCUGUGCUCACUUAUUUUGGUUGCAAUAGAUUGGUUGCAUCAUCCAUAUUAAAGUUAAAAAUUUGGUAAUCUGACUUUGAUUAGCGUUUAAAUUCAGUUGAAAGAAAGCUACUGAAUUAAAAAAAAAUAUACGUGCACAGAUAAUUAAUCGAAUAAAAAGGAAUAUAUCAAUUGUGACUAUUUAUUUUUUAAAUAAUAAAAACUUAUUUUAAAACACAUAUUUUGUAUGUCUGAAUUAAAGUAUGUUUUUAUUAAUAGUGUAUAUUUAGUUAAAUUUAUUUAAAUAUCGAUGGAAGUCGAAUAUACAUUUAUUUGCCACAAACUAACCUAUCUAACUGCCUUAAGAUUAGACGUUAAUUUUAAAAACGAAUUAUUUACAACUUCUCAAAUUACUGGCAAGAAAUUUCUCGAUUAUCGAUAAAAUAAUAAUUGUUUUGAUUCGUAUGUGAUAACUGUUAUGAAAAUAUAAUAAAACCUGUAUUGCAUUUAAACACAUUAGUAAACAAAGGUAUUCUUUGAGAAAUAAAUUUUAGUCUCGAUCGACGUUGAAAACUUCUAAUGCAAAAGUUUGUCAUGUGUUUUGAUCCUUCAAAUGUUUGUUCUUACAUAAUAGAACUUGCUUAAUUCAACAUACAGAUUGUGUAUGAAUCUAUUCUAAAAUAAACUAGAAAAAAAAUUUUUGUUAUAUUUUUGUAUUCCUUUCAUUUUAAAAUU
Messenger RNA from Vanessa atalanta (red admiral), 3094 nucleotides. RefSeq names its product BSD domain-containing protein 1-like. The record is from RefSeq and is a predicted model, not a curated record. Bases 126 to 1262 code for a protein of 378 amino acids. Lineage: Eukaryota; Metazoa; Arthropoda; Insecta; Lepidoptera; Nymphalidae. Gene Ontology annotation, cellular component: cytoplasm. The transcript is spliced from 9 exons.